Toxorhynchites rutilus septentrionalis is the source of this 2486-nucleotide messenger RNA. It is a transcript of the gene ImpL2, whose product is annotated as neural/ectodermal development factor IMP-L2. The transcript is spliced from 3 exons. Lineage: Eukaryota; Metazoa; Arthropoda; Insecta; Diptera; Culicidae. The coding region runs from base 826 to 1623 and encodes 265 amino acids. The record is from RefSeq and is a predicted model, not a curated record. Gene Ontology annotation, cellular component: neuron projection.
CUCUUGCAUCAGAAACAUCUAGCUUGUGACAGUAUUUCUUCAGUUGUCUGUUUAAACUUCGGUUGAAUAGUGUUUGAUACGACGAUAAGUUGGGCGAUUAUCUCAAUAGUGCAUUGGAAAAGAGCUUGGUGGAACAAAUUUAUAGAAGAGCGUAUUCACAGUACAAAUACGAAACUUAUCUCUAGCUGAACGACAAAAAACGUUUAACGUCAGCAACAAUUGAACGGCCACCUCGUACGAUUCAAUUAAUGUCAGUCAGAGCGAAAAGUUUAUCAUCGAAAGAGUUUGAAGUUAUCAUCAAACCUCUGUAUUUGAAUACAACCGGAAAUUAAUGCAUCCUGAUACCAGCUUCACAUAAAAAGCAGCCUGUGGUGCGUUCUACGGUCGAUUGAUUUAAGAGGUCAAAAUUGCUCCGAUAAGCAUAUUGAAUCGUCUCAGAACUGAGCCUCUUACUGCGUACAGACUCUGCCAGAAGACCAGAAUCACGUACACACAUAUCAUCCCGUGCCGCCAUAUGUUUAAUUUCAAUCAAAAAGUAAACAUACCAGAAUCGAUGUUGACAAAUGUGUUCAUAAAACAUUUUAUAAAUUCGAACGUUACAUAACCUCCUGCGUGGAACGAAUCUUUUGAUUCACCAACUUUGUUGUGUGUGGGCACACUCACUGGAAAUCGACUUUUUUCUUCGCCACGGAAGCGGUAGAUAGCAAAAGGAGCGAAUCAUCUGUAACAAGUUGAUUAAUCAGAAUUACCGUUGCGUCUAUACUGAGGUAGCAAGCAACAGCAGAGGAACUGCAUCGCGUUACUAGAGUAGACAUAGGAAUUGGAAUGAUGAAUCUUAAAAUUCUCAGUCUACUGGCCAUGCUGGCCAUGUUGGCGCCGCUUAUCAGCGGUCGGGCUGUGGACCUUGACCAGGACAACUCGCUGUCUGCAUCGUCUUCCGGGUCACGUAUGCCAAGGCCUAAUUUUGUAAAAAUUACAUCGCCUCCUCCCCUACAAAUCACCCAAAUUCGCGGAAAUACAAUCGAGCUCGAAUGCGAAGUCAUGGGUUCGCCAACUCCAUACGUACAGUGGGUGCAUGGAAGUGGACAGACGGUAGAAUGGGAUGACGUGAGCAUGAAUAUCGUCAGCGAAAGUAGUGCUACCACGAUGGCACGCGUUGUAUCGCGGCUAGUAUUGGAUCACCCAUCACAUGCCGCUGAGAGUACAUACACUUGCAUCGGUCGUUCGGGAGGUCAAAUCGCGGUAGCUUCGACCACAGUCUAUCAUGCGGACUCACAGCGCUCCAACUAUACCGAUCUUCUCAAAUCCGGUCAUCAUAUGUUUAUGCAUCUGAAGCCAGCCCGAGUCACUCUGCACUACAAGGCGCUGUUCGAGUACAUGGGUUCGACGGUGAUUCUACCAUGUAAAACUGUGGGUCGACCAGUACCGGAAGUCACCUGGAGAAACGAAGAAGGCAAUGCCGUGAGUAGUAUUCAAGAUUCACGUUUCCGAGUUCUGCCCUCCGGGGAGUUGAUUAUCAACGAUUUACGAUGGGCCGAUAUGGGGUCCUACACCUGCGUUGCCAAGAACGCAAUCUCCAAGGAUGAAGCGGAAACUUUCCUGUAUCCAAUUCGACCGAACUAAUGCAUUCAAAAGGGUAACGAACCAGAGAGAUGAACAGUGAAACACUCUAGGAUCAUGAACCAUAGUUACUAUUUUCAACAGUCAGUAAAAGCUUAUGCCAUUACACUUAAAUUAAUCACCAUCGUGUGUGACAAACCUCAUUCAAUGUAAUUUAUUUUUGAGCAAGUAUUUCAAAAUAUCCACGGUCACGAUGUUCACUCGUUCUCUGCUUCCCUUUCGGAGGAUCGAGAAGAUAUUCCGAAUUGGGUUACAGAAGGGAAAUGUUAGUCCGGGGAUAUUAGUUUAUAUAUAAGGUAUAUGUUUACGAGUCAUCAUGCACAACAGAAUCAUUUAAACUUGUCAUUGAAUUUGUAAAUGUAUAUAGUUCUAAGUUACGCAUAAUUAUGUAUUUCUCAAUUGAUCUUCAAAGAAUCUGAACAUAGCACAAAAUGAAAAAAAAAGAAUAAUUCGGAAUUUUUAUUCAAUAAACCUGUUGCUUUAUCGUUACGAUUCCAGAUUUCUGUACUUAGGACUAUCCACAAGAUACAUUUUUUCAAACCUUUUCUGUUAUUUCUGACAUGGACCAUGUUAGAGUUGUAGUUGUACAACGGUAUGUUACUUAGUUUGUGAUAGAUAUUAAGUUGAUGUAAAGUCUCGUAUUUAUAAUUCUACCAGAGCAAAAAACCAGACAAAGCCGGUGCCAUGUAUAACAACGGAAAAUAAAUUGCAUUUCAAAAAUUUUGUAUCUCUUCCGAAAAAAAUUAAGAGGAAUCUCAGCCAGUACACAUUACGGCGCAUUUAUUUGCCAAGUGUUAAAAUAAUCUUCAAUGAAUGUAAACAGUUAUGAAACAAUCCGAUUGAAUUGAAUAAAAUGUACAACUCUA